This is a messenger RNA of Andrographis paniculata, 2055 nucleotides long. Its product is annotated as protein trichome birefringence-like 28. Gene Ontology annotation, molecular function: O-acetyltransferase activity. The transcript has 5 exons. Bases 241 to 1680 code for a protein of 479 amino acids. Gene Ontology annotation, cellular component: Golgi apparatus. NCBI's taxonomy places the organism in Eukaryota, Viridiplantae, Streptophyta, Magnoliopsida, Lamiales, Acanthaceae. The record is from RefSeq and is a predicted model, not a curated record.
AAAUUUAAAAAUAACUAAAAUAAUUGAACAAAAAUUCAAUGCUAAUACCUAGCUCCAAUCCCAAAUCCAUGGAAUGUGUAGAGUGGUCAGUGGUAAUCCUAAUACCUCUCCACAUGGAGUAGCAAUAAAACACUUCAAUGCUCCACUAAUCUGUCGGUAGUCGGUAGUGUCAACUUCUUUGAUCUUGUUUUCUUCUGUUUCAUCUUGAUCUUGAUCUUGAUCUUCAGGUUUCUAAUUAACAUGACAUGUCAAGGAGGGAGAGAUUGUUACAGAGUGAUUAGAAAAUGUAACGCGGCUGCUUCCCCCUCAAUCACCAUCAUCACGCUAAUUUCAGUCAUGGCUGCUGUCUUGAUCCUGAUCAAAGACAUAACUUUCACAGCCAGAAUCACUCUCAGGUGGCCUCCUGAAUAUCUCCAUAUUAUUGGAGUUGGAGGACGCUCAAGCACCCACCCCAACCCCACAGUUGUCAAAAAUGGAGAAGUAGAAGUAGAAGAAGAAGGGGUUGCGUUGGGGUGUGACUUGUCCAAGGGAAGAUGGGUGUUCGACGAUGUGACGAGGCCGUUGUACAAGGAAGAAGACUGCAGGUUUCUGACAGCUCAGGUGACGUGUAUCCGAAAUGGGAGAAAGGACACCAUGUAUCAGAAAUGGAGAUGGCAGCCCCAUCAAUGUUCUUUGCCCAGGUUUAAAGCAAGAGUCCUGCUGGAGAAGCUGAGGGGGAAGAGGAUGAUGUUUGUGGGGGAUUCACUGAACCGGAACCAGUGGGAGUCAAUGGUCUGUUUGCUCCAAUCCGCCGUCGCUCCGCACAAAGCUUCCUGGAGGGUCGGGGCCCCACUUUCCGUUUUCUCUCUCCAGUCCUUUUGCAGGCAGCCACAAACAAUCCUUUCGUUGUUCAUCAAAUUGCAGGAGUACAAUGCGACAGUUGAGUUCUACUGGGCCCCUUUUCUGGUAGAAUCAAAUUCGGAUGACCCACGAAAUCACUCCGCCAUCGCCCACCGAAUCAUUGCGCCGGACUCAAUCUCCAACCACGGCCUCCACUGGAAGCCUGCGGAUUUCCUCGUCUUCAACACCUACAUUUGGUGGAUGAAUCGCCGCACCAUUAAAGUCUUACGAGGAGGAGGGCCGCUGGCUGAUCAUGGAUCAGCAGCAGCAGCAGCAGAAUUCGACGAACUCGAACGUGUCACAGCAUAUGAAAGAGUAAUGACAACGUGGGCAAAUUGGGUAAAGCAUAACAUCGACCACAAUCGCACAUCGUCCUUCUUCGUCACCAUGUCUCCAGUUCAUCAGGAGAGCUCAAACUGGAAUGGUCCAAAGGGGAUGGGGUGUGCCCUGGAGACUGUCCCCAUCAUCUCAAUGUCAAACUCAAACUCAAAUGCAAGUCUGAGCCUGAGCCUGAACAUGGGCACUGACAGGCGGCUCCUGGAAAUCACGAGGAGGGUGAUCAAUGCCACAAGAAUCCCGGUGAGGUUGAUCGAUAUCACGACGCUGUCUGAGUACAGAAAGGAUGCGCACACGUCGGUAUAUACAAUCCGGCAAGGAAAGCUCCUGACGCCGGAACAAAAGGCUGAUCCUGCAACCUACGCGGAUUGCCUGCACUGGUGCGUCCCAGGACUCCCCGACACCUGGAAUCAACUGCUCUACGCUCACAUCAUUGCCAAUGCCAAUGCCAACUGCUCCUCUUGAAUCAUUCAAUCCAUAUAUACCCUGCACUUCCCAAUACAUACACCCACAUUAACUAUUAAUGUCGAAACUUUCAUACUUUAGUAAUUGGGUUUGGGCUUUAAUCACUUGGCUACUAUUGGGUCUGAUAAACAGCUUGGUUUAGGCUUAAUUCAUUUUAGUUUAAUGGGCUUAGGUUGAUCUUGGGCUCAAAACUUGGCCCAUGUAUUAGGUUGUGCUGUCUUGCGUCUUGUCCACAAUUAGUUCCGCUGACAUACGAGAAUAAUCAUAUAUCCAUUUUUUUAAAAAAAAACAUAUAAAAUUAUUUUUGAUUUGUAAUAUUCUUAAACUUCUGUAUAAAUAUAUUUAUUAAUGCCAAACCAAAAACAUGCAAAAUUA